Bombyx mandarina (wild silkworm) is the source of this 539-nucleotide messenger RNA. RefSeq lists its product as uncharacterized. Lineage: Eukaryota; Metazoa; Arthropoda; Insecta; Lepidoptera; Bombycidae. The record is from RefSeq and is a predicted model, not a curated record.
CAACCGAGGCAUACACUGUUCCGACAGCACUCCAAGAUGAACAUUUUCUACUAUAUCACUGUUUUGAUCUGUGCGUGCCUCGCAUAUGUCUCCGCUCUCCCUUCGGCCAUCGCGGGAGCUGAAGACCUCCAACCUGCCGAGUCUCGUUGGAAUCAUGGCGGUGGACACCACGGCGGUGGACACCACGGCGGCGGUCACCACGGUGGUGGUCAUCAUGGUGGCCAUGAAGGCUACAAAGGUGGUUAUGGACGCGGACGCUAACUGCCUUUUAAAAAGCUGUUUACAUGAAUAGUCUUAUCAAGUUAAGGAGCAACAAAUUUUAAUUUGUGACACAUCUAUUACCUAUAACUACAGACUUAUAACGUUAAAAUUAAAUUAUUACCAUCUUAUGUGAUGCAUUAAAUUCAAUUUCAAAGAACUUGACAAGCAGUAAUUGUGUACCAUUAGUUAAAUCACUUACAAAUGAAUUGUAUUUUUAAAUUUAAUAUUAAGUUAAGCACUAUGUACAAUGUCUUCUAAUUUUUAAUAUGAAUAAUAAA